AUGAUUGCAAGUCCUAGAAUUCAAACCUUAAUCUUCUGUUUCAUUUUUUUCAUAGUCAUAUCUCAAACUGUAGCAGAUGAACCAGUUGGUUAUGGCUACACAAUCACAAAUGUAACCAACACGACAGCAAAUUCUUUGACUGCUAACCUUAAACUCAUCAAUUCCUCGUCUGUCUUUGGAACAGAUAUUCAACUCCUCAACCUCACUGUCAGUUUUGAGACCAAGGAUAGAUUAAGAGUAAGGAUCACUGAUUCUAAUAAUCAAAGAUGGGAAAUUCCACAAGAAGUGAUUCCUAGAGAAUCAUCUUCUUCUCCUUCUUCUGUAUCUCACCAUAUUCUAGACGAUAAUCCUCAAAAUUCAACAUACAUACUCACACAUCCAGAUUCAGACCUUAUCUUCACACUCAACAACACAAGUCCAUUUGGAUUCACCAUCACUCGCAAAUCCUCCAAUGACACACUCUUCAACACUUCACCACAAGACCCUUCAAACCCCGAAACGUUUCUCGUGUUUAAAGAUCAAUACUUGCAGCUUUCUACUUCUCUACCUUCAGACAGAUCUUCUCUGUAUGGUUUUGGAGAGCAUACUAAGAGUACCUUCAAGUUGCAAGCAGGCAAUAAUUUCACUCUUUGGAAUGCAGAUAUUCCUAGUUCCAGUGUUAAUGUGAACCUUUAUGGCUCUCACCCGUUUUACUUGGAUGUGAGAAAGGGUUCAUCUGAUGGAAAAGUGAAAAACGGAACCACACAUGGUGUUUUGCUUCUUAAUAGUAAUGGAAUGGAUAUUGCUUAUAGCGGUGAUCGUGUUACUUAUAAGGUGAUUGGAGGUGUUUUUGAUUUCUAUUUCUUUGCUGGUUCUUCUCCUGAGUUGGUUUUGGAACAGUACACUGAACUCAUUGGUAGGCCUGCUCCUAUGCCUUAUUGGUCUUUUGGUUUUCAUCAGUGUCGAUAUGGCUACAAGAGUGUAACUGAUAUCACAGAAGUGGUACAGAACUAUUCAAAAUCUGGUAUACCUCUGGAAGUUAUGUGGACAGAUAUCGAUUACAUGGACGCAUAUAAAAUAUUCACACUCGAUCCUGUUAAUUUUCCGCUUGAUAAGAUGAAGAUUUUCGUUGACACUCUUCACAAAAAUGGUCAAAAAUACGUGCCUAUUAUAGAUCCAGGUAUUGGUAUCAAUGACACAUACGAUACCUAUAAUCGAGGCUUGAAAGCCGAUAUCUACAUAAAGAGAAACGGAACCAAUUAUCAAGGUCAAGUUUGGCCUGGACAAGUUUACUAUCCUGAUUUUCUUAACCCUAAAACCCUAGACUAUUGGGGUGAAGAAAUCAAACUGUUUAGGGAACUUCUCGCUUUUGAUGGACUUUGGCUUGACAUGAACGAAUUAGCUAAUUUCAUAACUUCUCCUAACAAUCAAAAUUCUAGUCUUGACAACCCUCCAUACAAAAUUAACAGCAAUGGAGGUCAAAGACCGAUUAACGAUAGAACAGUGCCAGCAACAGCGAUACAUUAUGGUAAUAUCACCGAGUAUGAUGCUCACAAUUUGUAUGGACUGUUAAAUUCCAAAACAACUAACAAGGUCUUAGUGAAUGUAACUGGUAAAAGGCCAUUCAUUUUGAGUAGAUCGACUUUCAUAAGCUCUGGCAGGUAUGCAGCUCAUUGGACAGGAGAUAAUGCUGCUUCAUGGAAUGAUUUAGCUUACUCAAUUCCAACAAUAUUGAACUUUGGAAUCUUUGGAGUUCCAAUGGUUGGAGCAGAUAUAUGUGGCUUCCAAGGUAGCACAAAUGAAGAACUUUGUCGCCGCUGGAUCCAGUUGGGAGCCUUUUACCCGUUUGCUAGAGAUCAUUCAGAUAAGAACUCCAACAGGCAAGAGCUUUAUCUAUGGGAUUCAGUGGCAGCAUCAGCUAAAAAAGUGCUCGGCCUUCGCUAUCGCCUUCUUCCAUAUUUCUACACACUAAUGUACGAAUCAAGUAAAAACGGGACACCUAUAGCGCGGCCGCUAUUCUUUUCGUUCCCCGAGGAUACUGCAACAUAUGAAAUAAACUCACAGUUUCUACUAGGCAAAGGAGUUCUAGUCUCACCUGUGCUACAAUCCGGUGCAACAACGGUUGAUGCAUACUUUCCUAAAGGAAAUUGGUUUAAUCUCUUUAAUUUCUCAAAUUCAGUGAGUGCUGAAUCAGGCAAAACUGUCACACUUGAUGCACCAUCUGAUCACAUAAAUGUGCAUGUUGGAGAAGGUAACAUUUUGGCCUUACAAGGUGAGGCAAUGACAACGGAAGCAGCGCGGAACACCUCAUUCGAACUUGUGGUUGUUUUUAAUGGAACUGGAAAUAGCUAUGGACAGGUUUAUUUGGAUGAUGGCGAGGCUGUUGAUCUAGAAGCGAAAGAUCAAUGGACAUUUGUUAGAUUUUAUGGUGAAUUGAAUAACACUAGUGUUUCUGUUAGAUCAAAUGUUACAAAUGGAAAAUUUGCAUUGGAUAAAAAAUGGAUCAUAGAAAAGGUUACAUUCUUGGGGGUGCCUAAGAAUAUGACUGCAAUGAGAGUUGUGAAUAAUGGAAAGGUGUCAAUGAGGGAGAGAGUUUUGGAGACAAAUUCUGAGAACUCAUCUGAGUUUGUUAUUGUAGAACUUCCAAACUUGAAACAACUUAUUGGUGAGGAAUUUAAGCUGGAGACUCCAAGAAAGUAG
Molecule: messenger RNA, 2679 nt
Organism: Lathyrus sativus (Indian pea)
Lineage: Eukaryota; Viridiplantae; Streptophyta; Magnoliopsida; Fabales; Fabaceae
Source: the annotation of a GenBank genome assembly